Molecule: messenger RNA, 1848 nt
Organism: Choloepus didactylus (southern two-toed sloth)
Lineage: Eukaryota; Metazoa; Chordata; Mammalia; Pilosa; Megalonychidae
Gene: EIPR1
Product: EARP complex and GARP complex interacting protein 1
Exons: 10
Coding region: 180-1421 (413 amino acids)
Biological process (GO): protein ubiquitination
Molecular function (GO): protein binding
Source: RefSeq, a predicted model, not a curated record
ACGUGGGUCAAAAAGACUCCCGAUUUUUGGAGUCGUUUUUCUGGAGUGGGGUAAAGAAAAGGGGAUAGGGUGGGAAUGAAUGGGCCCUGAGCGAACGCCCGCGUAUUGGGGACGUACCCGCUCUAGUGAGGGGAACUUAGGUGCGUGAACGACUGCACCUUCUCUGGUCUUGCUGCAGCAUGGAGGAUGAUGCGCCGGUGAUCUACGGACUGGAGUUCCAGGCACGUGCUUUAACACCUCAAACGGCAGAAACAGAUGCCAUUCGGUUUUUGGUUGGGACACAGUCUCUUAAAUAUGAUAAUCAGAUCCACAUCAUAGAUUUUGAUGAUGAAAAUAACAUUAUAAAUAAAAAUGUUCUCCUUCAUCAAGUGGGUGAAAUUUGGCACAUUAGUGCCAGUCCAGCAGAUAAAGGUGUGCUAGCAACCUGCUACAAUAAAACUUCAGACAGUAAAGUCCUGACAUGUGCCGCCGUGUGGAGGAUGCCGAAGGAAUUGGAAUCAGGCAGUCAUGAAUCCCCUGAUGAUUCAUCAAGCACCACGCAGACCCUGGAGCUACUCUGUCACCUUGACAACACAGCCCAUGGCAACAUGGCCUGUGUUUUGUGGGAACCAAUGGGAGAUGGGAAGAAAAUCAUUUCAUUGGCUGAUAACCAUAUCCUGCUGUGGGAUUUACAAGAAAGCUCAAGCCAAGCUGUGGCUCCCUGGAGAAGGAAUGGAAUAUUCUUUCCCAGAGAUAUUCAAAAUUGGAACAUCACUGGAGGAUUCCCAAAGAAGCUGGCCAGCUCAGCAUCUUUGGAAGGGAAAGGACAACUGAAGUUUACCUCAGGAAGGUGGAGCCCCCAUCACAACUGCACCCAGGUGGCCACAGCGAACGACACCACCCUCCGAGGGUGGGACACCCGAACUAUGAGCCAGAUAUACUGCAUAGAGAAUGCCCACGGACAGCUGGUGCGGGACCUCGACUUUAAUCCCAAUAAACAGUACUACUUGGCUAGCUGUGGAGAUGACUGUAGGGUGAAGUUCUGGGACACUAGAAAUGUCACCGAACCUGUGAAGACACUCGAGGAGCAUUCCCACUGGGUAUGGAACGUGCGCUACAACCACUCUCACGAUCAGCUGAUCCUCACGGGCAGCAGCGACAGCAGAGUCAUCCUUUCAAAUAUGGUGUCCAUUUCCUCGGAGCCCUUUGGCCAUUUGGUAGAUGACGACGACCUCAGCGACCAGGAAGACCCCCAUCGAGAGGAGAAGAACAAAGAGCCCCUUCAGGACAGCGUCAUUGCGACUUACGAAGAACACGAAGAUAGCGUGUAUGCUGUGGACUGGUCCUCUGCGGAUCCCUGGCUCUUUGCCUCCUUAAGCUAUGAUGGAAGGCUUGUUAUUAACAGGGUUCCCAGAGCACUGAAAUAUCACAUACUGCUGUGAUUCGUUUGGAUGGCAUUCCUGAUUUAUCCUCCUGGCAGGUUCUCGAAAAUUUGCAGCUAUUUGGAGGUAAUUAGUUUUCCAAAUAGAUCCCUCUCCGGGAGAACCAAUAUUGCCUUCUUUUAAUGCAAGCAUUUAUAAAUAAUAAUAAAGCUUCUUCCAGCUCUACAAACUGACACCUAAAACAAAGUUUUCUCUUUGUUUGAAGAUGAAAAUAACAUCUUCCAAACUGUGAUGGGAGUAUCAUUUUCCUCCCCCUCCCAUGAUUUCAUGGAAUUAGUGUCUGUCCAAUCACUGCUGGGUUUUUUUCUGUUCGAAGAAUGUUAGGCAUUUCACCUUUUUUUAAAAACAUGUUUGUUUUCAUAACAUUAACUUGUCUUUCUUGUGAGAUAAAAAAAUUGGAAAAAUAAAAAUAAGGUCAUGCUGCAUG